AUGUCAGACCCAUUUGCCGACCUUUUGACCUCAUUCAAAAACGGUAAGGAUAAUGCCAAGAGUGAACCAACAAAAUCUAACAUAUCUGCCACCCAAAAACCAGCCAGCGCUUCUCCUAAUAUAUCGCAGUUAUCUAUAACACCAUUAGUUCCAAGUCCGUCCCCCAAUGUAUCAAUUCAUGAUGAUUUUGAUGACCUUUUUGGAGUAUCCUUAGGUCAAAAUGGAACCAAUACGAUUGUUCCCAAGCAAACCGUGAAGACAGAAACUGAUGACAUCGACGCUGCAUUUAAUGUGUUUCAGGCUACACCAAGUCAAUCAAUAAAACCUGAAGCAUCUGCUCCUAACGAUAUAGACAGAGAUGAGGAAGAAUAUGUUGUAGAUGAGGUAAAAGAUAUGGAAGUUGCCAGGUUAAUGUCCUUGGGACUUUCAAUCGAUGAGGCUAACGAUCACUAUGAUAAGGGAAUAUUAUAUGAAAAUUUGUUGGCUAAGAUGAAACAAAACCAAAGACAGAAAGAGAGAAGGAAAGUUGAAACCCAACCAACAAAGAGGAAUUCCAACCCACCAUCUGCGAAUAAUAGAUUAAACGACAGAUUCGAUAAUACUUAUGCAAACAUCCGUGAUUCAAGAACACGAGGUGGUGACCUAUUUUCAAUGGCAACUGAUUUUCUUUAUAAGGGAAAAGAAUUUGUAGAUCAAUUAAUUGCAUAUCCAGAGGAAAAUAAUCGAUUGUUGAAUUACAGAGACGAAGGGGCCCAACAAGGAUUUUCCUACAAUCCAAUAUCUCCUUCUAGACCUCAAAACUCUCUGAGUAGGAUAGAUUCAUCUAGUUCUUCCUUUGAAGAUGCUGAUACUCCUCUAGGUGGCUCUUCCCUACAGAAUCAACAGCUACCUGAUGAUAGUUCAUCGUCCAUCUUAUACACAUCUAGAAGAGACAAGAAAAAUGCUGCUGCAAUACAGAAAGACACCAAACAAGAUAUUCUUUUAGAUGACUUUAAUUCAACUGCAAAUGGUUCACAAUCCCCAUCCAUAUCCUCAUCAUCUAAAAUCAAUACUGUUGGCACCCCCAGCACCACUUUGCUAGACUUUGACGAUGAUUCUAGUUUUAAUGCUUCAAACACCCCUUUCGUAAAUGGUAAUAAUAACAUUAAUAAUAAUGUUAACUCUUCUUUACCGGUCAUUCCAAUAUCACAUAUAGAGUUAUCCGGGUAUGCCGAGUUCAGGAAUCGUGGUACUCAAUAUUUCAAAAAUGGAGAUUAUGUUUCCUCUUUCCAAGAAUAUGAGAAAUCCUUGAACACAUUACCAGUGAACCACCCCUUAAGAAUAAUUGCGUACUCCAACAUUAUCGCAUCAGAAUUGAAAAUAGGUGAAUAUUCCAAGUCGUUAAAAAAUUCAAGUUCUGCAUUGGAAAUGUUCCCCGAUGACACUGCACAAUGGACUGCUGUAAUCCAGGAUAGUGAUCCACAGAGAACAUAUAAGGAUAUAUGGCCCAAAGUGAAGUUGAGGCAAGCUGAGGCGCUAGAACAUAUUGAGAGUUUCAAGGCUGCACUAUCUUCAUAUCAAGAAUUGAUUGAGAAGGGAUUCGCAAAUGACAAGAUCAUGGAUGGGAAAAGAAGAUGCCAGAAGGUCUUGAAUCCAACGCCCCCUCCUGUGGUGAAGACACCUCGUAUUUCUACACCAAAACAAUCCCCCUCACCUGUGCCUAGGAAAGCCACUUCAAAUUCAAAGGAUGCAGUAUAUGAAUCUGUAGAAAGAUUGAAGAAAGAAAACGCUACUUCUCAAGAGGUGGAGAAACAGAAAUUGGCAUUAUAUGACAAAGUAUUUGCCAAAGUUGAAACCUGGAAGAAUCGAAAAGAUACAGAUAUUCGUCAUUUACUUGCAAACCUUUCAAUUGUUUUGACGUGGUGUGAUUGGAAGCCAGUAGCAGCUUCUGAUCUAGUUAUGCCCAAGAAAGUGAAAAUUACUUAUAUGAAGGCAGUUGCAAAGACUCAUCCUGAUAAGGUUCCUGAAUCUUUGGAAUUAGAGAACAAAAUGAUUGCCGAGAACGUUUUUAGUGUACUAAGUGUGGCCUGGGAUAAAUUUAAGAUUGAGAAUAAUAUGAGUUGA
Naumovozyma castellii is the source of this 2103-nucleotide messenger RNA. RefSeq names its product auxilin-like protein SWA2 (gene SWA2). NCBI's taxonomy places the organism in Eukaryota, Fungi, Ascomycota, Saccharomycetes, Saccharomycetales, Saccharomycetaceae. The record is from RefSeq and is a predicted model, not a curated record. Bases 1 to 2103 code for a protein of 700 amino acids. The transcript has a single exon.